Linnemannia hyalina is the source of this 1350-nucleotide messenger RNA. NCBI's taxonomy places the organism in Eukaryota, Fungi, Mortierellomycota, Mortierellomycetes, Mortierellales, Mortierellaceae. The record is from the annotation of a GenBank genome assembly.
AUGGAAGUCAACCCCACAGUACUGAUCGUAGGAGCAGGCAUCGGAGGCCUCUUCCUCGCCAACUUACUCCAACAUGCAGGUAUCGACUAUGAGAUCUUUGAACGCUCGGCUCAAGUCAAACCCCUGGGUUCCGCGAUGGUCGCCGGCCCCAAUAUUCUCCCCGUUUUUUCCCAAUUGGGUCUCCUGGAGCAGAUGGAGAAGAUCUCCAAGCCGCUCAAGUGUCUGAAUGUUUAUAAUGGUAGCCUUGACAAGUUGGGGACUGUCGAAGCCAACACCAAGGAGAGAGCCGGAUACUACUCGUUAGUCUUUGCGCGCAGGAACCUCUAUGCCCUCCUCCUCUCCCAAAUCCCACCCCACAAAAUCCACCUCUCGAAAAAGAUCCUCUCCAUGCAAGAGCUCGAGGACGGCGUUGCCAUCCACUGUAGCGACAAGUCCCGCUACGUCGGCGAUAUCCUCGUAGGAGCCGAUGGUGCCUACAGUGGCGUCCGUCAAUCCCUCUAUCGUCAACUGGCGGCUGCGAAACUGUUGCCCAAGAAUGAUGAGGAGGAUCUGGCGAUGAGGUACACUUGUCUUGUGGGAACUACCGAGUCGUUGGAUCCCGUGGAGUUCCCGUACCUCGGAGAGGAUUUUGCGCAUUUUGAGAUUGUCCUUGCCAAGAAUUCCUCAGAGUCGGUGGCGUGCUUUACAAUUCCAGACAACAAAAUCUGUUGGCUCUACACCGUCCAACUCUCCGCGAACAGUCCCGACGAGCGAUUCAGCAAUUCAGAAUGGAGUCCCGAGGCAACCCAGGCAAUGUGCGAAAAGAUCCGUCAUAUCAAGGCACCCUUUGGCCGGACCAUGGGGGACCUGAUUGAUGUGACACCCAAGGACUCAUUGUCCAAGGUCAUGCUUGAGGAAAAGUUGUUCGAGACUUGGUACCAUGGACGCACUGUUCUUAUUGGCGAUGCUUGUCACAAGAUGCUCCCAAGUGCAGGACAGGGAGCAAUCAACGCAAUGCAAGACGCAACAAUCCUCGCCAACUGCAUCAACGACAUCAAACGCCUCGACCGCGACAGCAUCUCGGUCCAUCUCAAAGACUACCAGGACCAACGGUACCAGUUUGCAAAGAUCCAGUUCGAGACCAGUAAACGCUUUGCCGUCAUCAUGGGCGGUCAGACGUGGACGGAGGCAUUGAUCAGGAAGGUGGUACUGGCCUACAUGCCAAAAUCCUUCAAUAGAAUUCGGCAGGACAAGACCUGCGCCUACCAACCACAAGCCAAUUUCUUGAAACUGGCUCCUGAAAAAGGUCAGAUCGAGACUCUGCCGCAGGUGCCGUCCAAACGCUACUCCAUUGACGCCAAUUCCGUCUAA